Messenger RNA from Anoplophora glabripennis (Asian longhorned beetle), 1627 nucleotides. Its product is annotated as catalase-like. The record is from RefSeq and is a predicted model, not a curated record. Gene Ontology annotation, cellular component: peroxisome; mitochondrion; cytoplasm. Gene Ontology annotation, molecular function: heme binding; catalase activity. Gene Ontology annotation, biological process: hydrogen peroxide catabolic process; response to hydrogen peroxide. The transcript is spliced from 6 exons. Lineage: Eukaryota; Metazoa; Arthropoda; Insecta; Coleoptera; Cerambycidae. The coding region runs from base 1 to 1524 and encodes 507 amino acids.
AUGGUUACCCCUAAACGCGACGCUGCUGCCAACCAACUCCUCGAAUUCUCCAAAGAACACGAAGAUGAUAACGUGUCCGUAACCACAACGUAUGGAGUACCUAUUGGUAAAAAAGAUGCCAGUUUGACGGUAGGAUAUCACGGACCCAUCCUGCUGCAAGAUACGGUGCUUAUAGAUGAAUUGUCGCAUUUCAGCAGAGAAAGGAUACCGGAGAGAGUUGUGCAUGCUAAAGGAGCUGGUGCCUUUGGAUACUUUGAAGUUACCCACGAUAUCACCCAGUACACGGCUGCAUGCGUUUUUUCGCAAAUUGGGAAGAAAACGCCGAUUGCUGUGAGAUUUUCUCAGGUGGCUGGAGAACUAGGUUACCCCGAUACUGUUAGAGAUGUCAGAGGAUUUGCAAUUAAGUUCUACACUGAAGACGGCAUAUGGGAUCUGGUAGGGAACAACCAACCUACCUUUUUCGUAAAGGAUUGUAUAUUGUUCCCUAGUUUCAUACAUACUCUAAAGAGGAACCCUAAAACUCAUUUGAGGCCUGAUUACGACAUGUUCUGGGACUUCGUUACACUGCGACAGGAGACAAUGCAUACGUCAGUGAUAUUUUUUUCUGAUAGGGGCAUCCCGGCAAGUUACAGAAAAAUGCAUGGCUACGGAGUGAACACUUUUGCUUUUGUUAACAAUCAGGGACAGUUCUCUUACUGCAAAUUCCACUACAGGACCAAUCAAGGCAUAUCCAACUUAUCAUCGGAACAGGCGCAAAAAAUCGCCGGAAUAGACACGGAUUAUCAUACAAGAGACCUUUACGACGCUAUAGCGAACGGCGAUUAUCCCUCUUGGGACUUCUACAUUCAAAUUAUGACGCCGGAGCAAGCUGCGAAGAAUCCUUACGAUCCUUUCGACGAUACGAAGGUGUGGCUUCACGCUGAUUACCCCCUGAUACCGGUAGGGAGGUUCGUUUUGAACAGAAACCCCAAUAACUACUUCGCCGAGGUGGAGCAGAUCGGCUUCGAUGUCGCUCACUUGAUUCCAGGCAUUGAACCAUCUCCUGACAGAAUGCUGCAAGGUCGUCUCUUCAACUACGGGGAUACUCAUCGCUACCGUUUGGGAGCCAACAACCUCCAACUGGCAGUAAACGCUCCCUUUAAUUUCCACUCAUACACGAGAGAUGGAGAAAGCACCAUCCACAGCCAAGGGGGCGCCCCCAACUACCACCCUAACAGCUUCAAAGGGCCCGACAAUGAUCGAAGGGCUCACGCUUUGGCUCCUGUCAUACCUUUAUCCGGAGAUGCUAAGAGGUUGGACAGCGGCAAUGAUGACAAUUUCACCCAGCCCAGGCUUCUGUAUCGCAGAGUUCUGAAACCGGAUGAAAGGGGCAGGUUGAUUCAGAAUAUAGUAUCUUGGUUGAAACCUACCAAUUCUGUCAUGCAGGAAAGGGCUAUUUCUGCUUUCUCUCUGGUCGAUACGGACUUGGGUGAGAAAAUUAAAGAAGCUCUGAAUAGCUUGGUUCAACACCACGUAGUUUUGUAACCGUUACAGGUGUUUCAGAAUUAAUUCGUAGCCACCCCUUUAAAAAUUAUUAACAUAUAGAUAGUACUAAACUUAUAUACACUAUAUAUUUACUAUUCAUGUA